UUUUGGACUUCGGGUUGGGUGGGGUGGUCUGGUCGGUGGACACAGCGUGUAAUUCUCAGUCAGUGGAGCGCGCCCGCUUCCGUAGCCAUUUUGGCUCAAGGCCAGGGCUGUGGCCCAAGACAUUUGAAGCAUCUUAGUUGAUACUGAUCAGGCCCCCUGGGGGGAGCUCGACUCGGUGCUACAGGUGCCCCCGCUUGGCGGCGACGCGCUGACAAGCAGCAGGCCGGCGCAGGUCCCGCGGCUGCCCAUCGGACAGGAGGACGGCAACCCCAGCAGCAACCCCGAGAGCAGCCCGAUGCAGGAGGAGGAGCUGCCCGUGCUCAAGAGCAUGCCGGGCAGGCGCCUCCGGAGGCGCUUCGACCGCGGCAUGCCCGUGCAGGUGUACCUGGGAGCGGAGCAGGGCUUCCUCGCGGGCACGGUGGUGGAGCCCGCGAGCGGGCCAGAGCCCAGGGACAUCAUCCCGUCGCCGAGACCGAGGCGGAUCCUGUCCCCAGAGGCCUCCCCCUCGAUGUCGCCCUUGUGCUCCAGCGACGACGACGACGACGACCCGCACGGCGUCGACGUCCGCUCCAGCGCCGGUACCGCCGAGGUCGAGACUGCCGUCGUCCCACAGCGCCACGCGACGGCCACUGUUUCGAUCCACGGCCGGAGCGGACCCGACCGCACCUACCCCGAGUACAUGAUCAGGCCGCUGAUCGAGCGGCGCGGGGCGCGGUCCUGGAAGUUCGGGAGCAUCAUGAGCAUGUCGCUCUUUUGACAGGGACGAGGGUCACGUCCUCGAGGACCUCGACGGACCUUGGGGGUUCUCGCCGCAGCCUUCGCCGAGAAGUGAGCCAGAGUCCGAUCAAUCGCUGUCAUAUUUUUGGGGGUUCUCGCCGCAGCCUUCGCCGAGAAAAGUGAGCCAGAGUCCGAUCCACAGUUGAGCGCCGGCCAGUUGAAUGGAGGCGACGUUUAAAACACUGGAGGCGCCUACCAACUGGGCGCCGCCAGAGGAAGCCCCGAGAUCCAGGCUCGCACCAUUUUUCUCAGCGAGCGUAGCCCCUCUAAGACUGCCCGGAUAGCCCCGCUCCAGAAUCUUUUCGGUUACCAGUGCUGAUCCUCUUCCCUUUCCUUGUCCUUUCUGAUCGGAGCCCGCCAGUUUCCUGGCUGGGCCUCCUCUCACACUGUAGUGGUGGUGCAAGCGACCGACAAGGCAGCAGCAGCGAACCGGAAUGCCCGGCGAGUAGCCUGACUGUCGAGUUCGCCUGUUUUUCUAUCGUGGCACAUCGACACGCCUGAACUAGGCAUGCACUGUGAGUUCCCUUAUUGUGCCUGGCCGUAGAUGCCAUGCUCUCAACUUGCCGUGAGCGAAACACUCCAGCUACUCGCUCGCCGAUGCC
Molecule: messenger RNA, 1379 nt
Organism: Prorocentrum cordatum
Lineage: Eukaryota; Dinophyceae; Prorocentrales; Prorocentraceae
Source: the annotation of a GenBank genome assembly